Molecule: messenger RNA, 465 nt
Organism: Dendrobium catenatum
Lineage: Eukaryota; Viridiplantae; Streptophyta; Magnoliopsida; Asparagales; Orchidaceae
Exons: 1
Coding region: 1-465 (154 amino acids)
Source: RefSeq, a predicted model, not a curated record
AUGGGUUUAACUUUUGUGGAUGAAACUGUUAUGAAGAUUAAUCUAAUUAAAGAAAGAUUGAAAGCUGCACAAGAUAGACAACAGAAAUAUUACAAUCAGAAGCACAUAUUUGUGGAAUUUCAUGUUGGUGACUUUGUGUAUGUCAAAGUCAGUCUGAUGAAAGGUGUGAAUAGAUUUGGUAGAGUGAGUAAGCUCAGUCUAAGAUAUGUUGGACCUUUUGAAAUCCUUGAAAGGAUUGGUAAGUCUGCUUAUAAAUUGUUGUUAUCCAAUCAGAUGUCUGAUAUAUAUAACGUGUUUCACAUAUCCUCUUUGAGAAACUGGAUAUCUGAUUCUGACAAGAAAGUGUCUACUGAUGAGGUUGAGAUUCAGGAGAAUCUGCAGUACAAAGAAGAACCUGAGAAAAUUUUGGCCUAUUAUGUGCGUAAGUUAAGAAGUAAACAGAUUCCUAUGGUUAAAGUGCAGUGA